Molecule: messenger RNA, 960 nt
Organism: Alexandromys fortis (reed vole)
Lineage: Eukaryota; Metazoa; Chordata; Mammalia; Rodentia; Cricetidae
Product: olfactory receptor 2G3-like
Exons: 1
Coding region: 1-960 (319 amino acids)
Biological process (GO): detection of chemical stimulus involved in sensory perception of smell; G protein-coupled receptor signaling pathway
Cellular component (GO): plasma membrane
Molecular function (GO): olfactory receptor activity; G protein-coupled receptor activity
Source: RefSeq, a predicted model, not a curated record
AUGCGGGUGGCCAUGGAAGGCCAGAAUGUGAGUUUCCCCAACACCUUUGUCUUGGUGGGCUUCUCUGAUCUCCCAUGGCUGGAGAUGCCCCUCUUUGGGGUGCUUCUGCUCUCCUUCAUCCUCACAGUGAUAGGAAAUAGCUCCAUCAUCUUCCUGUCCCUGGUGGACCCUAGACUCCGAACACCCAUGUACUUCUUCCUAGACAACCUCUCCGUGUUGGAUCUCUGUGUCACGUACACCAUUGUCCCACAGCUGCUAAUCAACCUCUGGGGCCCAGAAAAGACCAUUGCCUCCUGGAGCUGCAUGGCACAGGCCUACCUCUACCAGUGGAUGGGCGGCACCGAAUGUGCCCUGCUGGCUGUCAUGGCUUUUGACCGCUAUGUGGCCAUCUGCUGUCCCCUCCGAUAUGUUCUCAUCAUGCAUCUCUGGGCAUGUGUGUGGCUGGCAGCUGUAUGCUGGGCCCUUGGCCUGGCCAAUUCUCUGGUUCAAACCACACUCACCCUCUACCUUACCCUUUGUGCAAAAAAUACGCUGGACCACUUCUUCUGCGAGGUGCCCGCUUUGAUUAAAUUGGCUUGUAGUGACACCACUGUGAAUGACCUGUCCCUAGCCUUGGGAGCCGUUCCUUUUGGAAUAGUGUCUCCUCUGACCGUGCUCACCUCCUACACCUUCAUUGCCAGGGCUGUGCUGAAGUUACCUUCAGCCAAGGAAAGGCGCAAGGCAUUCAGCACAUGCAGCUCCCACUUGCUCAUCGUCACCAUAUUCUUUGGUCCUGGUAUAUACACGUACCUCCAGCCUCCGGGCAACAACACGCAGUCCAAGUUCCUUUCCUUCUUCUACUGCGUCUUCACUCCAAUGCUCAAUCCACUCAUCUACACUCUGAGGAACAAGGAUGUGAAGGAAGCAUGGAGGAGGAUCCUAUCCUCCCAGGGAAGGAGGAAGUCUUUGAAAGCCAGAUGA